GAAAAUCUUGCAAUCGACAGAAAUCUAACGCGACAAGAAAUUACUACAUUUCUUAACCAUGCCGUCAAUCUGGGUUGCUAUGUAACCAAUGUAACUGAACCUACAAACUCGUCUCAGUCUCUCUCCUCACCAGUAACGUCGGAACUGUUGGUGUACACCUGGAUUAAGGACAAUGUUACUGUCACGCAGUCUUCACGUGCAAAAAUUCAUGGGAACGUUCUGGUGGUGACACCAAAGUUCCCAAAGGACUUUGGAAUGUACGAAUGUAACGUCACGAAUGGAGUGUCAAGUACCCAAUGUAGAAUCUUAUUGAUAAGAGGACUGAAGUAUGAGUCAGCUGGUGAGUACAAAACAAGUGUCUUGGAUACUGAAUAAACACUGCCUACUUGGACAACCCAAUUCCCAGUGACACAAAUCUCAUUUUUUUAUUCACAAUUUAGACUAUUGCGAAUCCCAGUUUCUAUUGUACCCCUUGAGAACUCCUUCAACAGUAUUUUCACGGUACCAUUUGCUGAAAUGAAAUAAAAUUUGGGAUAAACUCUGGCUACUUCUGGAUGUGAAUGUUUAAUUUCAUACUGUUGAUUAAUAACUUUUUGUUAUGCAUUUCAGGAGGAAAAGGGUGUGUCAAUAUUUCUGUUUUGAUGCCUGUUUUGGCUGUAUCAGUGCUGUUUGCUCUGUUUUUUGUCCAUCUUGUUAUCAGACGAAAGGCCCCUAAAAUACUCAGCCAAAAACGACGAAAAUCUAAACAACGCAGAAAGUCCAGGAAUUUACUGUACAACAGUUUUAAUGAUGAAACAGCAAACAAUAAUGAAAAGAAGCAAGACAUUGUCUCCACAGAGAUGCAGGUGAUAAAUGAUUACACCAGCACACCAAAACCGCAGGAGCCUGAGCCUGAGCCAGAGCAGAAACCUAGUGAAGAGUGCAGGCGCGAACAAAGAUCUGGUUUUUCCUAUAAAUCUUUUCGAGAGCUCUCCAUAGAACUCGAUGACGCGGAAACUGGAUCUCAGGUGUCAGAUGAAUCAAAAACUUCCAACGACAAAAUCGGUUUUUACGACAAGAUCUUGAAAAACGAUUCCACUGACGAGAGCGAUGACGAAGUCUUUUCCCAAACAACGGAGGAAGCAGUCGCAGUUUUGUUACCUAACAAGGGUAAAGGCGAAGUAAGGUUUUUUCGAUAAAGCCUAUCAUUCAGAAUCUAUGAAUCUUAAUGAUGGCUACGCACAAAUGGCAAGCUGCCACUGUUAGUUCUGUCAUGGAUGCAUUUUCCAACCAAGGAUUUAAAACGGAGUCUGUCGAUGUUCACAUUGCAAAAGAUAAAGAUAAAGCUCCAAGAGGAAAGGAGCCCAUUUACGAUGAUAUACCUGUUGCUGAUACAUACUUCUGACCAAUCUUUCACUGUAGGUAUCAGUGUCAAGUCUUCCCUUUUGAAAUGAAAUUGGGAUACUAAAAUUUGUUUGAAUUCAUGAAAUUUAUAUGUGAAUUUUAUAGCUAUAAUAGUCUGCUAUUUACCAGUACGAUGAAUGUAUUCGUCAUUGCUUUAACAAGUCUAAAGAUGAAAUGUUUGCUGGUAUCUCAUCUUUUGGCGAACCAUUUCAAAGUGCCAAUGGUUUUACAUUUCCAUUCUAUAACCCUACGAAAGGGUGACGGUUCCGCUACGAAAACAAACCUGCGAAAACAAACGUUUCUCCUCGUUCAUCGCCGCUGGGGGACGUAAAACGUCUCUUUUCGCAGGUUACGUGAAAGUAUAUUUUUUUAUUCAUAGAGUAUUGCGUCAGCGUUUUUCUGCAGUCUCUCAUUUAACGCCCUCAUCUUGAAAGACAAGAAAGCCCGUGGGACGAGGAUGGGCGGC
This is a messenger RNA of Porites evermanni, 1849 nucleotides long. The record is from the annotation of a GenBank genome assembly. NCBI's taxonomy places the organism in Eukaryota, Metazoa, Cnidaria, Anthozoa, Scleractinia, Poritidae.